Molecule: messenger RNA, 462 nt
Organism: Sodiomyces alkalinus F11
Lineage: Eukaryota; Fungi; Ascomycota; Sordariomycetes; Glomerellales; Plectosphaerellaceae
Exons: 4
Coding region: 1-462 (153 amino acids)
Source: RefSeq, a predicted model, not a curated record
AUGCUUCAACCCAUGUCGGCAUACCUAUUCACCUGCAGCGUCGAGAAAAUCUCUCAAAACGUCACUCGUUCUCCUCCACUUCCAUGGCCUUCCGCGUUAAGCAGUCGUGUAGCCGAUGCAAGGGCCCCCGCUGCUCAUUCAGACUACCUUACAACAGUGCAUGCUCCGGAUCAGACCCUUGCAUCUGCGUCUGCAUCGCCGGCAUUAGCUUAUGUACGUUACCACACCACCACGCUCACCGGUCACCAUCUUCGAGCCGCUGAGCUCGGAGCCUCUGCUCAAUAUGCUGCCGACCAGCAACUCCAGUCGAAAUGGAGGCCUCCCGCAUACAACAUUGCGCAGCGGGCGGUGGGCAUUUGGCAUUUGCCCCAUGAUCAUCCGCCCAACCCUGCGUCCUUGCGGCGAUCUGCUGCCGUGGCUUUCCCCCUGACAACACCCAGCAGCUCCAUUGCCGUGACUUGA